AUGAAUGGGUCUGAAUGGAAUUGGACAAAAGCCUUAAGGAGCACAGUCCUCCUUUUUGAUGAAUUAAAAAGAGAACAAGUUGGAAUAGAGAAGUUUCAAAAAAAUUACAUUUCCAGGGCUGUAUUAGUGGAUCUCGAGCCUGGUACCAUGGACUCGGUACGCGCAGGCCCAUUCGGACAGUUGUUCCGCCCAGAUAAUUACGUCUUUGGACAAUCUGGCGCUGGCAACAACUGGGCUAAAGGUCACUACACAGAAGGUGCAGAACUUGUCGACAGUGUGCUCGAUGUGGUGAGAAAAGAAGCCGAGGGUUGUGAUUGCCUCCAGGGUUUCCAAAUGACGCAUUCUCUUGGCGGUGGCACAGGUUCCGGUAUGGGUACGCUGCUGAUUUCGAAGAUUCGUGAAGAAUAUCCCGACAGAAUUAUGAAUACAUUUUCGGUGGUGCCCAGCCCGAAAGUCUCUGACACGGUAGUGGAACCCUACAAUGCCACUCUUUCGGUCCAUCAGCUCGUUGAGAACACCGACGAGACGUUCUGCAUCGAUAAUGAAGCUUUGUAUGAUAUCUGCUUUCGCACUCUGAAGCUUACUACGCCAACCUAUGGUGAUCUGAAUCAUCUGGUAUCGGCCACCAUGAGCGGUGUGACUACAUGUCUUCGCUUCCCUGGACAGCUGAACGCAGAUCUCCGUAAGCUAGCCGUCAACAUGGUGCCGUUCCCGCGCCUACACUUCUUCAUGCCCGGCUUUGCCCCACUAACUUCAAGAAGCAACCAGCAGUAUCGCGCCGUAUCGGUUUCCGAAUUGACACAGCAGUGUUUCGAUGCGAAGAAUAUGAUGGCAGCAUGUGAUCCACGUCAUGGUAGAUAUUUAACAGCGGCUGCCAUUUUCCGUGGCCGAAUGAGCAUGAAGGAAGUCGACGAGCAGAUGCUGAACAUCCAGAAUAAAAACUCUUCGUAUUUCGUCGAUUGGAUUCCGAAUAACGUAAAGACUGCCGUUUGUGAUAUACCUCCACGCGGUUUGAAAAUGUCUGCGACUUUCAUCGGUAACUCGACCGCUAUUCAGGAACUCUUCAAGAGAAUUUCAGAGCAAUUCACUGGUGAGCCCAUCUUGUCGUGGCACUAA
Messenger RNA from Cooperia oncophora, 1116 nucleotides. The record is from the annotation of a GenBank genome assembly. NCBI's taxonomy places the organism in Eukaryota, Metazoa, Nematoda, Chromadorea, Rhabditida, Trichostrongylidae.